CCUAUACUUAGUUUAUCCUUAUCAGUACAUCUCGUUGGGAGGGAGGGGAUUAUCCUAUUCCGUGAGAAGCAGAUGGGUAACCUAGUUAGUCCUGGUUGGCAAUUGUUUUAUCAAUAUCGAUUUCUUCUCAAUGGGAUGAAUUUGCAGGAUCUACAACAGGUUCCAAGGGCAUAAUCCUGCAGCAGCAUGAACUGCAGAAGAGAAUUUCCAGGCAUGGAGGCUGUUGGAAGAAUCAUGUCGACAAGGAACAAUUUUGAUCAGAAGAAAGUUAAAAUAGGAUAUGCUGAGGUCAAUCAGUUUCAGAUAAUUUGGUAAGAACCUCAAGAGAAACGUCCGCAGGGAUCCCAAAUGGCCAUGAGGUGACUUGCCUCUUCUCUCCUCGUCUUGUGUCAGUCGACUUGCAAGGUAGUUCUAUUUGUUGAAUAGAUGCUAGGUGGGAGAGCUGGUUUGUUACUCGAGUAGCUCUGGACAACAGGUUCCCUUGGUUCACUGAGUUCACGUGGCUCAUUGUACAAUGAACUGAUGAAGUGGCAUCAUCUAUUGGAGACGACCGAUUGUACAUGCAAACAGAGAAUCUGGAGUCCCCCAACAAUGCUUCAAAGAUUCUAUAGAAAAGCUUGCAAGUCAUUAGUUGUUUUAUAUAUGAGAUGUCAAAUGGAUUCAUUUAUUCGAUAUAGUUGCAGAGGUGGAUGUACAUACAUGAACAGGAUUGAAUUUAUCAAUGAUUGAGAGGCUCAGCUUAAAUGGGCAGAGACUACCUGGAGUAUCUCUACUGAUGCAGUAGCAGUUGGGAGAGUCCUGUGGAUCAUGGGUAUAAGCACGCUUUGGAACGAGCGUUGUGCUAGAGUGCAUUGAGAAACGGUGGCAAUUUCCCCAGCUCAGGUAGUGAAGAAGGUGAAGAAGGAAUUCUCAAUAUUUGCCAGCAGCCAGACCACGUUCCAGUUGAAGGUGCAGAAGGUUAUUGGAGCUAUAGUAUAGAGUGAUAGUUUUAUGAUUGUUUUUCUGGUUUAGUUUACACAUUGUAGCAGAACAAGUACACUUUUGAGAGGGAGGAUGUGAUUGCACCACUCCGGGCUUCAAUGCAAUUUUGAUUAACCAUAAAAAAAACUUAUUCGUUUUAUUA
Molecule: messenger RNA, 1123 nt
Organism: Linum tenue
Lineage: Eukaryota; Viridiplantae; Streptophyta; Magnoliopsida; Malpighiales; Linaceae
Source: the annotation of a GenBank genome assembly